AUCAGAAAAGGGCACACUCUGUUGAAGUCCUUCCUUGACUAAGAACCCCCUUUCCCUACCUCAACACGCUCUUUCUGAGCUUAGAACCCCCACUCCUACUUUGAUAGCCCAUUUUCCACCUGUGCGGGGAUUUUUUUUGGAGGGGGGAGGUAGGCGGGGAAUAGAAACUCUCCAGAGGGGAUCUCAACCGACAAAAAAAAAGAUUAGUGGAAGAUAGGAAGGGAUUGAACGCUCUCUCCUUCCAGAACUUGGGAGACUGCUUUGCUCGCUAGAAUCCCACCCUCCAGGCAAGGAGGAAGGGAGAAAGAGAGAGGGAGGAGGUUGCGUUUCUUUCUUCCUGGCCCCCCACCCCCACUGAAAGCGGUGGGCUCCCCUCCCCCGAGGCUAGGCCGAUGUUAGUCAAGGCGAUUCGCUCUCCAGGAUUUGCGGCGUCGCCGUACUCGGAGCGUUACGGUAAGGAGCUGUCCUUCAGCACCCGGCGGGCGGCGAUCCCCGGCGCCGGCGCUGCUGGGCGCUGUCCGCCGUGCUGAAAGCGGCGCUCGCUUGCUCACUCGCUCGCUCGCUCGCCGGCUGUACAUCGCGCGGAGCCGGCAGCUUCGGGGCUGGUCGCGGAGCUCGGAUGUCUAGAGGAGGAGGAGGAGGAGGAAGAGGAGAAGUCCCAGCCUCGACCGAGCAGAUCGCCGAAGGGGGACAGCAGCCCGGCCGGCCGGCCAGCCCUGGAGGGGAGAACCCCAAAGCGCUUGCUUGGGGGCGCGGUGGAAGCCUCUCCGCCUCUCCGCCCGUGAAGCCCCCCUGGACGGGCGAUGAAGGGGUCUCCGGCUCCAGCGACCUGUCUCCUCUUAGCAGCCCUCCUCGGGGUCCGGGCGCAAGGACUCUCCGCCGCGGAGCCCGACAGGCCGGGGGUCUCUGAGGCUGAAGGGGAGCCCACGGUGCCCCCCACCCCCGAUGAGCCAGAGCGCGAGGCCCACUUUGUCACCACGGCACCCACCCUGAAGCUCCUCAACCAUCACCCUCUCCUGGAUGACUUUCUCCACGAGCCCCUCCUCAAGAAAGAUUACCUGCGGCAGAUUCCCUUCCUGGCUGCCGGCCUCGUGGGUCCGGGGCCUGUCCUUCCAGAUGCUGACCUCGGCCCGGCCCCCACAAGCAACCUGGCUGACCAAGAUGGCCGCCCUGCUCUCUCCCACGCCGCCACUGGGCCGUCCACCACGCCGCCCAUGACCAUGGCGUCCCCCACGACCCUGGUGGGUGGGAAGGCAGAAGGGAAGGACGUGGAGAGGACCCCCGAGAUGGCCAAGCCGGCCUUCACCACAGACCUCCUGACCACAGCCAUGGGGCGGCUGGUGCCGUGGGCCAAAUCCGGCCCGCUCUCCGGCCGCACGCAGCCGCCGGUCACCCCUGUGCUGGGUUUCCAGACCGGUCUCGGUGCCUCGGGCCCAGCCACCACUGACGCGUUUUCUGGUGGCACCCCGGGCACGGCAGCUGCCCCCACCGCACGACCGGAAGUGACCACACCCAGGCGGGAGUCCAGCGAAGAGGAGGAGACGGCCACCACCACCAUCAAGACCACCACCAUCAUCACGUCCAUUCUGGGAGCAGGUCCUUGCAGCUGGAACCUCACUGGCCCCAAAGGCUCGCUGGCCUCUCCCCUCCCCUCUGGCAUCCCGUAUGAAGGGGGGGCCCUCGACUGCACCUACACCAUCUCUGUGUACCCUGGUUACGGCGUCGAGAUCCGGGUCCAGAACAUCAGCCUUGCGGAGGGAGAGACGGUCACCGUGGAGACGCUGGGGGGCGUAGAGCCCGUCGCCCUAGCCAACGAAUCCUUCCUCAUGCGUGGGCAGGUGAUCCGCGGCCCGACCAAUCAGGUCGUGGUGCGCUUCCAGAGCCCAUCUCCUGCCAACCCAGGGACCUUUCAUUUCCGGUUCGAAGCCUACCUGCUCAGCUGUGCGUUCCCCAUGCGCCCCCCCUACGGGGAGGUCUCCGUCACCAGCGUGCACCCGGGCGGCCACGCCUGCUUCUCCUGUGCCACCGGCUACCAGCUGCAGGGCCAGCACUGCCUCACCUGCCUCAACGCCACCCACCCCUUCUGGAGCGCCCGGGAGCCCACCUGCGUCGCGUCUUGCGGCGGGUUGAUCCGGAAUGCCACGACCGGGCGCAUCGUCUCGCCGGGCUACCCUGCCAACUACAGCAACAACCUGACCUGCCAUUGGCUGCUGGAGGCUCCGCAGGGACAGCGGCUGCACCUCCAUUUUGAGAAGGUCUCCUUGGCCGAGGAUGACGACAGGCUAAUAAUCCGGAACGGAAACGACAUUGAGGCUCCGCCCGUGUACGACUCGUACGAAGUGGAAUACCUGCCCAUCGAGGGUCUGGUCAGCACCGCGAGGGGCUUCUUCAUCGAGCUGACCACCGACAGCAGUGGGGUGGCCGCCGGCAUGGCCCUGCGCUACGAGGCCUUUGAACCCGGGCACUGCUAUGAGCCGUUUGUCAAGUACGGGAACUUCACCACCAGCGACGCGACGUACGCCAUAGGCACCACCGUGGAGUUUGCCUGCGAGGCGGGAUACACCCUGGAGCAAGGCUCCGUCAUCAUCGAGUGCGUGGACCCCACCAACCCCCAGUGGAACGAGACAGAGCCGGCCUGCCGAGCCGUGUGCAGUGGGGAGAUCACGGACGCCGCCGGGGUGGUUUUGUCCCCCAACUGGCCGGAGCCCUAUGGGAAGGGCCAGGACUGCAUCUGGGGUCUCCACGUGGAAGAGGACAAGCGGAUCAUGCUGGACAUCCAAGUGUUACGCCUUGGCAAAGGAGACGCGCUGACUUUCUAUGACGGGGACGAUUUGACGGCCAGGAUCCUGGGCCAAUAUUCCGGCCCCCACCGGCGGUUCAAACUGUACACCUCCAUGGCUGAUGUCACCAUCCAGUUUCAGUCGGAUCCAGGGAGCAGCGUCUUGGGCUAUCAGCACGGCUUCAUCAUCCACUUUGCAGAGGUUCCCCGGAACGACACCUGCCCUGAGCUCCCCGAGAUCCCCAACGGCUGGAAGACCAUGUCGCACCCGGAGCUGGUCCACGGCACCGUGGUCACGUACCACUGCUACCCCGGCUACGAGCUGGUGGGCACCGAACUCCUGAUGUGCCACUGGGACCUGAUGUGGAGCGGGGACCUGCCCUCCUGCCAGCAAGUGACCACCUGCCGGGACCCAGGAGAUGUGGACCACAGCCGGCGCAUGGUUUCCGAGAACAAGUUCCCUGUGGGCUCCACCGUCCAGUUCAUCUGCGACAAGGGAUACGCCCUGGCGGGCAGCGGCGAGAUCACCUGCCACGACCGGCAGGCUGGGGGUCCGAAGUGGAGCGACCGUCUUCCCAAGUGCAUUCCGGAGGUCUACGAGCCCUGCCACAACCCAGGCAGCCCCGACCACGGGGCACAGAACCCCGAGAAAAGGCUCUACCAGGCCGGGGCAAGCCUGCGCUUCUCCUGCGCCAAGGGUUACGUGCUCCUGGGCGACGCCACCCUCCGCUGCGUGCCCGGCCACCCUUCCCAAUGGAGCGGCUCCCCUCCACUCUGCAAAGCGGCCUCCUACGAUGAGUUUUAUACCAAUCGCAACUUGGACGCCGUGGCCAAAGUGGCCCCUGCUGCAGACCCCCUGCAGGGCAGCAACGUGGCUUUCGCCAUCUUCCUGCCGGUGGCCGCUGUGGGACUCCUCCUUGGCGCUGUCUACCUGUACAUCUCCAGACACCAAGGGAAGCCGUCACUGCAGCUGCCCCUCUCAGGCUCCCACCCCUACGAUCACAUCACGGUGGACUCGGCCUUCGACAAUCCCACCUACGAGACCGGAGCUUUUUUCUCUCCAGGAGGUCCGGGAGUAUGAAGUCUCCAUCUAGGGCAGGCGCCACUCUCGAGGGGGGAGCCGGAGGGGCGGGCCCUGCUCCCCGAACCACCACCACGGCUGCCCUACGACGACCCGCCCUCCCUUCGACGACUGACCGACUCCGUGGCUGACUGACCCACACCCAGAAGGACUUGUAAAUACCUCCCGCCCUGCCCUACAGACGGACCCCCAGGGAGAGGAACAUCAGGGUCCUGUGUGAGCUGGCAGCCGGCGUACUUUCUCUCUCUGUCCCUCCCCCUUCCCCGAUUCCAAGGCUUCCCGACCCUCAGAGCCUAGCGCUGGAACAGGGGCAAAAUCUCCCUGCAGCAUGCUGCACCCCCAAACAUCCUGCCACCAACUAGCCUGCGUUGGAUGCCAUCCCUUCCUCAACACAACCUUCUCGAACUUCCCUGCCUCAUUCUUAGCUACAACCAUGGUUUACUGGAG
Molecule: messenger RNA, 4307 nt
Organism: Podarcis raffonei (Aeolian wall lizard)
Lineage: Eukaryota; Metazoa; Chordata; Lepidosauria; Squamata; Lacertidae
Gene: SEZ6
Product: seizure related 6 homolog
Exons: 17
Coding region: 804-3860 (1018 amino acids)
Biological process (GO): regulation of dendrite development; synapse maturation
Cellular component (GO): dendritic spine; endoplasmic reticulum; dendritic shaft
Source: RefSeq, a predicted model, not a curated record